Zingiber officinale is the source of this 1052-nucleotide messenger RNA. Its product is annotated as zinc finger protein ZAT1-like. The record is from RefSeq and is a predicted model, not a curated record. The coding region runs from base 1 to 870 and encodes 289 amino acids. The transcript has a single exon. Gene Ontology annotation, biological process: regulation of DNA-templated transcription. NCBI's taxonomy places the organism in Eukaryota, Viridiplantae, Streptophyta, Magnoliopsida, Zingiberales, Zingiberaceae.
AUGGAGGGGCACAGGUGCGGGCUCUGCUUCCGACGAUUCUCCAGUGGACGCGCUCUCGGCGGCCAUAUGCGAUCUCACGUCGUGCAGCGGAGGCUGAGGACAGCGUCGCCGUUCGCUUCCUCGAGGGUCUUCCCGGAAGCGGCGACGUGGGAGAACCGGACCAGGCGCCGAAGCUUCCGCGGCGGAUCCUCCCAUGUCGGGGAGAGCGAGGAGGAGGAGGAGGAGUCGUUCCAGCGGCGGCUGGAUCGUCCUCGCCGAAAAGAAGAUCUCUCCGGCGAGACCGAGCCGCGCAGCUCCGUCUCCGAUAGCGUCCGGGAGGAGGACGUCGCGUUCUGCCUCAUGUUGCUCUCGCGCGACGCUUGGUCCAAGACGGUAACGAAGCGCUGCCAGUCCGUCGACGAGGAGGAGAUUCACUACGGAAGCGAGGAAAAAGAGUACGAAAACGACGGCGAACUUCCGCCGCUCGCCGCCAGUAAAUCGUGCCCGAAGAGGACCAAGUAUCAGUGCGACACUUGCCGGAAGUCCUUCAAAUCGUACCAAGCGCUCGGUGGCCAUCGUGCGAUCCAUAAAAGAAAAGGAACAGAGUGCACCACGACCACCGCCGGAGUCGGAAUCCACGUCGGCGAUCCAAAGCCCGCCACCACUGCCCAGCUCUACCACUGCCCUUACUGCCCCAGGACCUUCAUCUCCGGCCAGGCCCUCGGCGGCCAUAAAAGAUCCCAUCUUGCCGCCUCCACCACUUCGCUUGGCGGCUUCGUAGACAUCAAUCACCCAGCUCCAUCGGAGGAAGAAACCGAGCUCUCCGCCGUCUCUGUCGCAUCGGAGCUCGCGUCAAAAUGCUCGGAGCUCUCCCAAAGACGCCAUUUUUAAGGACAUUAAAGGUAAAAUUCUUCUCUAUACAAUAUAAAAAUCUCAGCUUUGGGGGUUAAACAAACUUGAAACAGAGUUUGAAUUUUUGCAAGCGAACUGUGUUCUUGCUGCUUCCUUAGAAUUGUUCUUUAGUUCUUUUAUAAGAUUUAAAAGAUCAUGAACUACUCAACUACUUCCUUGAA